Molecule: messenger RNA, 594 nt
Organism: Physella acuta
Lineage: Eukaryota; Metazoa; Mollusca; Gastropoda; Physidae
Source: RefSeq, a predicted model, not a curated record
AUGAUAGUCGGAGGCUCCGUUAAAGAAAAAAUAGAAGGAGAUUUUUAUAAUGUGGGAUUUUUGAUGAGCAUCGGUGGUAACCUGGACAAGAAUAUCAUAAAGAAUCUGACUCAAGAAGCUCUUGAUGUGAUAUCCCAGAAAUGCUAUAGGCCUACUAAUGAAACCUAUACAAACAGCACGACUGAACACUCCUCAGUGCGCGAUGCACUACCUAGAUGGUUUGCACCAUUGAUGAGUGUCUUUGGAGGAGUCAUUAUAUUUGUUCUCUUGUUGGUUUGUGUGGUGUGCACCAGAGGAACUGAUGACCUAGAGAUCCAGUCGCGCAGUACUAGGUCCACGGCAGUAAGUACUCGACUGGAGACAACAAGUCAUGCUGAUGUUCACGACAGGGGGAUAGAAGAGCAGAUCGAUCAGGAAAAGGACUUGGGCUGUGUGGAUUUAGUGCAUGUGCAAGUGGACGGUGGAAGCGAGGAGGUCGUUAGUGGAGCAGUAGGUCAGGAAGGGAGUUACCAAGAAACAAGAAUGUGAAAAACCAAAGAUUGAGAAGGUCGUGAUGGAAAAGAAAUAACCUCAUUUCCCUUGUUUAAAAAUAUC